This is a messenger RNA of Hyaloscypha bicolor E, 5540 nucleotides long. Its product is annotated as clathrin heavy chain. Lineage: Eukaryota; Fungi; Ascomycota; Leotiomycetes; Helotiales; Hyaloscyphaceae. Gene Ontology annotation, molecular function: clathrin light chain binding; structural molecule activity. Gene Ontology annotation, biological process: receptor-mediated endocytosis; intracellular protein transport; Golgi to endosome transport. The record is from RefSeq and is a predicted model, not a curated record. The transcript is spliced from 11 exons. Bases 161 to 5212 code for a protein of 1683 amino acids. Gene Ontology annotation, cellular component: clathrin complex; actin cortical patch; clathrin coat of trans-Golgi network vesicle.
AAUCAAUCACAACUUCAACCUAAUCAACCUACAGCAUCCCGCAUAUUUUCUGGGAGCUCUUGGGAUCACUACUCUCUUUAACUGCCUCUUGUGCAAAUCUACGAUUGCUAAUAUUGAGCACGGUUAACGGGGGGUAAGCGCCUCAGCGCAAACGGUCAAGAUGGCACCUGCUCUGCCCAUCAAGUUCACCGAGCUGGUCCAGUUGACCAACGUCGGAGUUCAACAAGGAUCAAUUGGAUUCAACUCAUGCACACUCGAAUCCGAUUCCUUCAUAUGUGUGCGAGAAAAGAAAGAUGAAGCCGCCCAACCCGAAGUUGUCAUCGUCGAUCUCAAGCAGGCCAACAAUGUCAUUAGGAGACCGAUCAAAGCUGAUAGUGCCAUCAUGCACUGGACGAAGCAGAUUAUUGCACUCAAGGCACAAGCCCGAACCCUCCAAAUAUUCGACCUCGGUGCCAAGGCAAAGUUGAAGUCAGCGACAAUGAAUGAGGAUGUGGUGUUCUGGAAGUGGUUCAGUGAGACAUCCUUGGGCCUGGUAACAGAUACUGCGGUCUACCACUGGGAUGUCUUUGAUCCAAAUCAACCAUCCCCAGUUGAGGUCUUCAAGAGAAAUCAAAAUCUUGCAGGGUGCCAAAUCAUCAACUAUCGCGUCAGCGACGAUGGCAAAUGGAUGGUGGUUGUUGGUAUCACACAACAACAAGGUCGAGUUGUGGGUGCUAUGCAGCUCUACUCGCGGGAUCGUGGCAUUAGUCAAGCUAUCGAAGGACACGCAGCUGCAUUCGGCACAUUACGACUCGAAGGUGCCCCGGCAGAUACCAAGGUGUUCACAUUCUCCGUUCGUACCGCUACUGGCGCAAAAUUGCACAUCGUAGAGGUUGAUCACCAAGCUUCGAACCCCGUCUUUCCGAAGAAGGCAGUGGAUGUUUACUUUCCGGCCGAGGCUGUCAACGAUUUCCCAGUUGCGAUGCAAGUUUCUCAGAAAUACAGCAUCAUCUAUCUCGUCACAAAAUACGGCUUCAUUCACCUCUACGAUUUGGAGACUGCCGCAUGUAUCUUCAUGAACCGUAUUUCGAGCGAAACCAUCUUCAUUACAGCUCCAGACUCGGAAUCCGCGGGUAUACUGGGCGUUAACAGGAAGGGACAAGUGCUGUCUGUUUCUGUCGACGAAGCCACUGUCAUCCCCUAUCUUCUCCAAAACCCAGCCAACUCAAGUCUUGCGGUCAAGCUUGCAUCACGAGCCGGUCUGCCUGGUGCCGACAACUUAUAUGCUCAACAAUUUGACCAAUUAGUGAACUCAGGAAACUAUGCAGAGGCCGCAAAGAUUGCUGCUAAUUCUCCGCGUGGCUUCCUCCGUACACCACAGACAAUCGAGCGAUUCAAGGCGUUGCCAGCUGCGCCCGGACAAUUGUCUGUCAUUCUCCAAUACUUUGGCAUGUUGCUUGACAAGGGAUCUCUCAACAAGCAUGAGACACUUGAGCUUGUAAGACCAGUUCUUGCUCAGAACCGAAAGCACCUGUUGGAGAAGUGGAUGAAGGAAAACAAGUUGGACUGUUCCGAAGAGCUUGGUGAUAUCGUUCGACCACAUGACUUGAACCUUGCUCUCAGCAUUUAUCUCCGCGCAAAUGUUGCUCCCAAAGUUGUUGCAGCCUUCGCUGAAACCGGCCAAUUCGAGAAGAUCCUGCCUUAUGCCACACAAGUUGGAUACCAACCUGACUAUGUCAUGAUGCUGCAGAAUAUUUCACGCAUCAACCCUGAGAAGGGUGCCGAAUUUGCAACUCAACUCGCAAACAACGAGGGCGGCUCAUUAGUCGACAUCGAUCGCGUCGUAGAUGUUUUCCAAUCGCAAGGCAUGGUUCAGCAAGCAACAGCCUUUCUGUUGGAUGCUUUGAAGGAUAACCGACCAGAGCAAGGCCAUUUGCAGACCCGCCUCCUCGAGAUGAAUCUUAUGAAUGCACCUCAAGUUGCUGAUGCCAUCCUGGGCAAUGAUAUGUUCUCCCACUACGAUAGAGCUCGUAUUGCAACACUGUGCGAGCAGGCUGGUCUCUCUCAACGAGCCCUAGAACACUAUGAUGACCCAGAGGCUGUCAAGCGUGUCCUGGUUGGUAUUGUCGCAACUCCAAACUUCAACCAGGACUGGCUUACCAACUUUUUCGGCCGCUUGUCUCUCGAGCAAUCGCUAGACUGCCUCGAUGCUAUGUUGAAGUCAAAUAUUCGUCAAAAUCUUGGUGCUGUUGUACAAAUUGCGACCAAAUACUCCGAUCUUCUCGGCCCUACCAGACUAAUUGAUCUGUUCGAGAAGUACAAGACUGCUGAAGGUCUAUUCUACUACCUCGGAAGCAUUGUCAAUCUUAGCGAAGACCAAGACGUCAACUUCAAGUACAUUGAGGCUGCAACAAAGAUGGGUCAAUUUACUGAGGUUGAGCGAAUUUGCCGAGACUCUAAUUACUUCAAUCCCGAAAAAGUGAAGAAUUUCUUGAAGGAAGCCAAAUUGACAGAGCAGUUACCGCUGAUCAUUGUUUGUGAUCGCUUCAACUUCAUCCACGACCUGGUUCUCUACCUGUACCAAAACCAACAGUUCAAGUCGAUCGAGGUCUAUGUUCAACGCGUCAACCCUGCUCGAACACCUGCAGUUGUUGGCGGUCUCCUUGACGUUGAUUGUGAUGAAUCGAUCAUCAAGAAUCUCCUCUCAACUGUCAAUCCGGCUUCAGUGCCAAUCGAUGAGCUUGUCGCCGAGGUCGAGUCGAGAAAUCGUCUCAAGCUCUUGCUUCCAUUUUUGGAAACAACUCUUGCUGGGGGUAAUCAACAGACGGCGGUGUUUAAUGCACUUGCAAAGAUUUAUAUUGACUCUAAUAACGAUCCCGAGAAGUUCUUGAAGGAGAAUAACCAAUAUGAUCCAUUAGUCGUUGGUAACUACUGCGCAAAGCGCGAUCCGAACCUUGCUGUCAUUGCAUACAAGAAAGGCGAAAACGAUAUUGAGCUCGUUUCGCUGACGAACGAGAACUCUAUGUUUAAAGCCCAAGCUCGUUAUCUCCUCGAAAGAGCUGACCGGGAGUUGUGGUCAUUUGUUCUCAGCCAUAACAACAUCUACCGCCGCUCCGUCAUUGACCAGGUCAUUUCUACUGCCGUGCCUGAAUCUACUGAGCCAGACAAAGUCUCCGUGGCAGUUGCUUCGUUCUUGGCUGCCGAUCUGCCUGCAGAGCUUAUCGAGCUUCUCGAGAAGAUCGUUCUGGAACCAUCGGCUUUUGACGAUAACACAAAUCUCCAGAACUUGCUCAUCCUCACGGCAACCAAGGCUGACAAGGGACGAGUUAUGGAUUACAUCCACCGUCUUGAUGCUUACAACGCUCCCGAUAUUGCAAACAUCUGUAUUGAGGUCGGAUUGUUCGAAGAGGCCUUCGAGGUCUACAAGAAAAUCAACGACCAUAAGAGUGCUGCCAAUGUGCUUGUCGAGCAUGUUGUCAGCAUCGAUCGUGCCCAGGAGUAUGCCGAACGUGUUGAACUUCCAGAGGUUUGGAGCAGAGUUGCCAAGGCCCAAUUGGAUGGCCUUCGUGUCAGCGAUGGUAUUGCUUCUUACAUUCGCGCCGAUGAUCCUAGCAACUACAACGAGGUUAUUGAGAUUGCUACACAUGCAGGCAAGGACGAAGACUUGAUCAAAUUCCUUCGCAUGGCACGCAAGACUCUCCGAGAGCCCGCCAUUGACACUGCUUUGGCUUUCGCCUAUGCCCGUACCGACCAAUUGAGCGAGUUGGAAGACUUCCUCCGAGGCACCAACGUUGCUGAUAUUGAGGAAUCCGGUGACAAGGCUUAUGCUGAAGGACAUCACCAAGCUGCAAAGAUAUUCUUCACCAGCAUCUCCAACUGGGCCAAGCUUGCCACCACCCUGGUUCAUCUCGAGGACUACCAAGCUGCUGUUGAGUGUGCCCGCAAGGCAAAUAACAUCAAGGUCUGGAAGCAAGUUAACGCCGCCUGUGUUGACAAAAAGGAGUUCCGACUUGCUCAAAUUUGUGGUCUGAACUUGAUUGUUGACGCCGAGGAACUCCAAGGUCUCGUCAAGCAAUAUGAGCGAAAUGGUUACUUUGAUGAGCUCAUCGCACUUCUCGAGCAAGGUCUUGGUCUUGAACGCAGUCAUAUGGGUAUGUUCACAGAGCUUGGCAUUGCCUUGUCGAAGUAUCACCCAGACCAAGUGAUGGAGCAUUUGAAGCUUUUCUGGAGCCGAAUCAACAUCCCCAAGAUGAUCCGCGCCUGCGAGGAGGCUCAUCUUUGGCCAGAACUCGUCUUCUUGUAUUGCCAUUAUGAUGAAUGGGACAAUGCGGCUUUGGCUAUGAUGGAGCGUGCCGCGGAUGCCUGGGAGCACCAUUCUUUCAAGGACAUCAUCGUCAAAGUCGCCAACUUAGAGAUCUAUUAUCGCGCACUCAACUUCUAUCUCCAAGAGCAGCCUUCUCUUUUGACUGACCUUCUCCAAGCCUUGACCCCGAGAAUCGAUGUCAAUCGUGUCGUUAAGAUGUUUGAGAAGUCAGACAACAUUCCUCUCAUCAAGCCAUUCCUUCUCAAUGUUCAAUCGCAGAACAAGAAGACCGUCAACAGUGCCAUCAAUGACCUGCUGAUCGAGGAGGAGGAUUACAAGACCUUGCGUGAUUCGGUUGAGAACUAUGACAACUACGACCCUGUCGACCUUGCUCAACGACUCGAACGUCACGACCUCGUCUUCUUCCGUCAAAUCGCUGCCAACAUCUACCGUAAGAACAAGCGCUGGGAGAAAUCGAUUGCUCUUUCCAAGCAAGACAAAUUGUUCAAGGAUGCCAUCGAGACUGCAGCUAUUUCUGGCAAGUCGGACGUCGUUGAGGAGUUGCUUAGAUACUUUGUCGACAUUGGCAGCCGCGAAUGCUAUGUCGGCAUGUUGUACGCCUGUUAUGAUCUGAUCCCCGUUCAUGUCGUUAUGGAGAUUUCAUGGCGUCACGGUCUUACUGACUUCACCAUGCCAUUCAUGAUCAACUACCUGGCCCAACAAAGCUCCACGAUUGAAAUGUUGAAGAAGGACAACGAAGAGCGCAAGUUGCGGGAGAAGUCACAGGAGAAGGAGGAGAACAACACUCCGAUCCUUGGAGGCAAUCGACUGAUGAUUACUGCUGGCCCAGCCGGAGGACGUCAAUCGCCUGCUCCUUUCGCUCAGACCAACGGCUUCGCACCUCAGCCAACGGGUCACACUGGUUUUUGAAGUUGAUACGGAUAAGUAGUGGCAUACCUUAGUGACAGCAUCUCGGGUUGUACCCUUUUCUGAUUUCCAUAGCGGGAAGGGAUCCGAAAGGUCUUGUCUCAUAUUCCCAGACAUGAAUGUAGUUGUAUGCAUCAAGUUCUUUCUAGCAGAGUUUUCUAGGAGGUCCACUCAAGGGAGGAGCGUGUAACUAAUAGGAGCGGUUCUAGCCUUGCUUUACUAGAUUCACUGAUGUAUUCUGACAAAAGGCCUUUUACAUCUGCAUCUUGCGAGCGUAAAGUGAGAUGAAUUUAUAAUUGAAGCUGAGCUUGACGGGUGACAUGUCUUUGCG